Messenger RNA from Ascoidea rubescens DSM 1968, 1506 nucleotides. RefSeq names its product L-lactate dehydrogenase (cytochrome) (gene CYB2). Gene Ontology annotation, biological process: lactate metabolic process. The transcript has a single exon. Gene Ontology annotation, molecular function: heme binding; L-lactate dehydrogenase (cytochrome) activity. NCBI's taxonomy places the organism in Eukaryota, Fungi, Ascomycota, Saccharomycetes, Ascoideales, Ascoideaceae. Bases 1 to 1506 code for a protein of 501 amino acids. The record is from RefSeq and is a predicted model, not a curated record.
AUGCCUUCCAUUUCUGAAGUCAAAAAACACGACAACGCCAAUGACUGUUGGGUAAUAGUCAACAAUAAAAUCUAUGAUGUUACCGAAUUUUUACCUGAACAUCCUGGUGGUCAAAAGAUCAUUUUAAAAUUUGCUGGCAAGGAUUGCACAAAAAAAUUUGAACAAAUCCAUCCCCCUGACACUCUAGACAAAUAUCUAGCCCCUGAAAAGUAUCUAGGCGAGGUUGAACAAAACAGUGAUGAAGAAGACGAAGGAGAAGAAGAAGAAGAAGAAGAAUUAGAUGAAGAAGAGAAACAAAGAUUGGAAUUAAUUGAAAGAAAACCACCAUUAUCUCAAAUUUAUAACUUGAAUGAUUUUGAAUAUGUUGCUUCAAAAGUCAUGGAAAAACAAGCUUGGGCUUAUUAUUCAUCGGGAUGUGACGACGAGAUUACUUUAAGAGAAAACCAUUUUGCAUAUCAAAGGAUUUUUUUCAAACCUAGAGUUCUUAGAAACGUUACAAAUAUAGAUUUUUCAACGGAAAUAUUGGGCUUUAAAUCUUCUGUUCCGUUUUAUGUUACUGCAACAGCUUUAGGGAAACUUGGCCAUCCUGAUGGCGAAAAAUGUUUAACAAGAGCUUGCUUUAAAGAAAACGUUAUUCAGAUGGUUCCAACUUUGUCAAGUUGUUCCUUUCAAGAAAUUGUCGAUGAAAGAAAUAAAGAAAAAGACCAGACUCAAUUUUUUCAAUUGUAUGUCAAUUCUGACCGCAAGAUUACUCAAAAAAUCGUUGAAAACUGCGAAAAAAAUAACAUAAAGGCGUUAUUUAUAACAGUAGAUGCUCCUCAAUUGGGUAGAAGAGAAAAGGAUAUGCGGUCAAAAUACACCCUAGAUGCCUCAAAUAUUCAAAAUGAUGUUGAAGAAGACGAGGGCAUUGAUAGAUCUCAAGGCGCCGCAAGAGCAAUCUCUUCCUUUAUUGAUACGGGCUUGAAUUGGGAGGACAUUAAAUGGUUCAAAAAGAUAACCAAAUUGCCGAUAAUUCUAAAGGGCAUCCAAUGUGUCGAUGACGCAUUAUUAGCAAUUGAAUAUGGUGUCGAGGGAAUAGUCUUGUCGAAUCAUGGUGGGAGACAGUUGGAGUUUGCGAGAUCUUCAAUCGAAGUUCUUGCAGACUUGAUGCCAAUCUUGAAACAAAAAAAACUAGAUAAAAAAAUCGAAAUCUUUAUCGAUGGUGGUGUUAGACGAGCUUCGGAUAUUCUCAAGGCCAUUGCUCUAGGUGCCAAAGGUGUUGGAAUUGGCAGACCUUUCUUGUACGCCAUGAGUGCCUAUGGUGACGAUGGGGUGGUGAAGGCCAUGCGAAUAUUGAAGGACGAGUUGACGAUGAACAUGAGGUUGUUGGGUGUCAACACUGUAGGCGAGCUCAACGAGAACUAUCUCGACUUGUUGAACUUGCACAAUCGUUUCAGCAGUGGCGACCAGCUAUUCCAGCAGGUCUAUGAGCCAUUGAAGCUCCCAGCUUUCAAGCCAAAGCUCUAA